ACAUCCCCCAGCUUCUCCUGUCGAGCCUCCAUCGACAGAUAGCGUGUCUUAAAACGACAUUAUUUCGUGUUCUUAGCGUUACUGGCGUCAAAUUGUGGAUCUGAGCCGAGGAUAUCUCUCCGAUCCAGCGGGUUAGACGGCCCGGUAGAUGCUGCUAGAGUGUAUGAUGAACGGACACGCUAUUUUAUACACGGGGAUCACUGUGGCCUUCUGGAGCACCAUACUAAUCGUCGGUCUCUGCUACACCAUAUUUGACCUCGGUUUCCGCUUCGACAUAGCAUGGUUCCUGUUGGAGACCUCACCUUUCAUGUGGGCCAAUCUGGGCAUUGGCUUGGCCAUCUCUCUGUCUGUGGUGGGAGCAGCCUGGGGGAUCUACAUCACUGGCUCUAGCAUCCUUGGUGGUGGAGUCAAGGCUCCACGAAUCAAAACCAAGAAUUUGGUUAGCAUCAUCUUCUGUGAAGCAGUGGCGAUCUACGGCAUUAUCAUGGCCAUUGUAAUCAGCAACAUGGCAGAGAACUUCAGUGGAACAACCCCUGAGACCAUCGGGGCCAGAAACUACCAAGCUGGUUACUCCAUGUUCGGAGCCGGUCUGACUGUCGGCUUCUCCAACCUCUUCUGUGGCAUCUGCGUUGGCAUCGUGGGCAGCGGAGCCGCUUUGGCCGACGCCCAGAACGCCAACCUCUUCGUGAAGAUCCUCAUUGUGGAGAUCUUUGGCAGCGCUAUCGGCCUGUUUGGCGUCAUCGUAGCCAUUCUGCAGACAUCGAAAGUAAAGAUGGGUGACUAGAAGAUGCAUUCGGGCGCUGAGAAUAUAAAAAAGAAAAAGAUACUGCUGGAAAACAAGACGGAUUAUUGUGUAAAUACAACGUAAAUUAUUUAAAUGUCUCUAUUUGCCUGGUGUUGUUUUUAACCCAUCAUUUAUGCAAGAGUGGUACGUGCACAUGAAUGUUGAAUAGGAGACGUGUUGGGGGGGGUGGGGUAUAGGAUGCCAUUGUUUGAUGUGCAUGUCCAGAUUACACCAGUGAAUAUUCGGUGCAUUUUGAUGAGACUGUUUAUGAAUUGUAGGAUUUUGGAUCUGUUCCCCGACGCCUCUCGUCUUGAGGGGCGAGUCGCAGCUUUACCAAAUGGAUUGAAUCGCUCUCACAGCGUACAGAUGGGUUGAUGACGUGCUUUCCUCUCACCACUCUUGGAUACAUUAUGAGUUUAAAAAUGACACUGGAGAAUUUGAAAAUAUUUCUGUGUGAAUGCUGGACAAGUGAUUUUCCUUCUUUCUUUCAUGUGAAGCAUGAGGGUGUUGGCCAUUGUGGUUAUUACUGUAGCCUGGUCUGUCAGUUAUUUGUCGUUUCUUCUUUUUGUAACUCUCCUGCUACUAAUGAGCAAGUGGUCCUUAAUCCACGCAGUGGCCCCAAUACAGUAUUUAUUAUUUUGUAGGCCUCCCGCUGUAGAAGUGAGAUCUGGAAUCGGCAGUAAGGUCCCAGGAGGCCAGAUGGAGCCGGAUCACGGCAGCAGAACGGCUCUCGAUGUCGUUUACUUCCUCAAAACGUUAUGAAGCUGCGGUAUCUACGUUUGAAACCAGCGAGCCUCGUGUACACAGCUGCCGGCCAUCACUCCCUUGUUCACCCCCAUGAGUCUCUAUUUUGUUUGUUUUUAACCAGGUUCCUUUUCAGUGGUUUUUAACGAGGGAGGUGUGACCAUGGAAGUGGAUUGUUCAGUGUUGACUGGAAGGAAGCCAAAUGAUUCUGGAUAGACAAAAUACUUCCCCCGUUUCUUUUUUUUUUCCUUUUCUUUUUAGUUUAAGUCAAAAUUGCUUUCCUCUUUCUCAAGUCACGAUUCAACCUUAAACGAUCUUGGACAGGAAAGAGUAUUAUUUGAGAGAGCACCUCUGUUACUAGUAUUACCUUUACACCCAGUACUAGUGGACAUUACCUGUAGCCUCGCCAGGAGGUCUGUAGGGGUAAUGCGUCUGUAUAGACUGGCGCUCUAACUUUGAUUUUAUGUUACCUCAGGUGGGCUGGCAUCGAGAAAGCACACGGGCUCAAUUACAUAAUCAAACAACUUCAUGCAGGCUUUUAAAAAUAUCCUUAUUUUACACAGAAAUUCUACAAAUCCUCACUUUAUUUUUUAUGAAACUCGUUUUGAAUGUACGUCUUAACAUGUUGGCUGUACAAAUCUGCGUUCCCAAUUUUUUCUAACAUUCCUCAACAGCUUAUCGUGUGUGUGUGUAUAAAGCCGAGUUGUAUUUGUGGGUAGAGUGCAAUUUGAAUGGUAAAAUUUGACUUCUGCUGAAUCACAACAAAGCCCUCAUUGAUCCAUGUCCUUUUUUCUUUCUUAUUAACCGGUAACUUUGCUUUGAUGCCGACUCCGUAAAUUCGUCUAAAUGGAGACUUUCUUUUCUGACCCUCACGUUGGUUUCGGCUUGUAUGAACAAAGGUUUUUCUGUUGAUGCUUCAUUUCACACGUUAAGACAACAGCCAAGUUGUGAAUUGUCUCAAAUCUUCUCUAAUGUGUCCCCUUAAAGCCGCUAGUGGACUACACACAUUGAAUCUUAACAAAGGGAAACUGGAAGGUCUUUAUCGAGUCUCGACCUCCCAAAGGUGUCGAAGCAGCACGAUGGCCUUUGCCCUUAAGAUGGUUUUAUAAUUAAACCGAGAUGUAGCUCCAGCCUUCCUUUGGCAAACCAGGCUCCGUACCAAACCCAUGCAGGCGUUCAGUAAGUGUAGUUGGUACCGUGUGUGACUUCUGUUGAUGUGGUGGUGAUCAGAAAAAUAAACUCAUUGUUUUUUGACAUUGUGUAUAUGAUGAUAAAAAAAAAAAAUGGAUCUUCCUUCUGGCUUCAUAAAUGUCCUUGAGAAAAUAAAAUUAUCCAAUCAAGA
Pseudoliparis swirei is the source of this 2870-nucleotide messenger RNA. It is a transcript of the gene atp6v0b, whose product is annotated as ATPase H+ transporting V0 subunit b. The record is from RefSeq and is a predicted model, not a curated record. Gene Ontology annotation, cellular component: proton-transporting V-type ATPase, V0 domain. NCBI's taxonomy places the organism in Eukaryota, Metazoa, Chordata, Actinopteri, Perciformes, Liparidae. Gene Ontology annotation, molecular function: proton-transporting ATPase activity, rotational mechanism. Gene Ontology annotation, biological process: proton transmembrane transport. The transcript has 8 exons. The coding region runs from base 149 to 784 and encodes 211 amino acids.